Molecule: messenger RNA, 678 nt
Organism: Acanthoscelides obtectus
Lineage: Eukaryota; Metazoa; Arthropoda; Insecta; Coleoptera; Chrysomelidae
Source: the annotation of a GenBank genome assembly
AUGGAGAACAUGAUGCAGGGCAAUAAGAUCAGACGAGUUGCAGCUACUCGCAUGAAUGAGAGGUCAUCUCGAUCACACACGAUUUUCCGGAUUAUUCUGGAGUCGAAAGAUGCCAAUCAGAAAGAUGGACCUGUACAUAUAAGCUACCUUAACUUAAUGGACUUAGCUGGUUCUGAGAGAGUUUCUCUGACGAAAGCUGCUGGUGAGCGUCUUAAAGAGGGGGCUAACAUAAACAAAUCUUUGUCAGUAUUAGGAAAUGUGAUAAGGCAACUAAGCGAGGGGAAGGAGUUUAUCAGUUAUCGCGAUUCGAAAUUGACUAGACUGCUCUCACAGGCUCUUGGCGAUGUAUAUGGAUCUGUAGUAAAACCUUUAGUCGAUUCCUUCAUGGAAGGUUUCAAUGCCACAAUAUUUGCAUAUGGCCAACAUCUUCUGGCAAAACACACACCAUUUUGGGCAAUAAAACAGAUCCUGGGCUUUUCCCAAUUAGUAUCCAAUCAUUAUUCCAGCAUGUGGCAGACAGGUUUUAAGAGGUACUUGAUUAGAUGCAGUUAUAUUGAAAUCUACAAUGAAAAGAUCAAUGACCUCCUGGAUAAGAGCAAUCAGGGUUUAACUAUGAGAAGAUAUCAAGGAAAUGUGCUGCUUGAUGCAAGGGAAGCUGUCGUAGACAAUGUUGAUUAA